AAAACAAAAACGUAUAAAAAAACGUAUCCGUCCGAAGGAGUCUCUCUCUCUCUCUCUCUCUUGUGUGCGACUUUUUGGUGGGCUGAAGUUUCAGCGUCGGAAUCGCAAAGUCGAUGGAGGUCUCAGGCGUAGCUUUCCGGCGGGUUCCGUGCUUAUCCGGCGCUGUAAUCGAUGCCCACUCUGCCAAGCCAUCUGUCUCGGUCGGUUCCGGCGAGUUUCGGGUUCUGGGUUAUGGAGAUUCCAAAGCUUUCAUGAGACCCAGAAAGUCGUAUGGGGCUUUGAUGAUGAAUUCUGGGUUUUACGAUAACGGGCAUCUGCAGUACUAUUAUAUGGGUCCCAGGUGUGGUGGGAAGAAGGAGAAGGAGAUGGAGAAGGGUUCUGCGGUCACUGCCAAGAAGAAGUUGAAAUUGCUUAAGGGUUUGACCAAGGACUUGUCCAGGUUUUCUGAUAUGGGCUUUGGCUUGGACACUGACGAUGGUUUGGUCGCUCAAGUUCAACGGAAGGCUAUGUCGGAUGCAGCAGAGGUGUUGAUGAAACAACUGCAACAUCUAAGAGCAGAGGAGGAGGACUUGAAGAGAAAAAGGAAACAAGAGACUUCCAAGCUUGAUUGUGAAUCAUCAUCAUCGGAAUCGAGUGACAGUGAAUGUGAAGAAGAGAUGAUUGACAUGAGCUGCCUGAGAAGCGAACCCCAUGAAGAACCAGCGCAACCAGAUGAACUGCAAUCUGUUGCUCAAGAAAAUGCAACGACAUUGACCCUUUCUAGCUGGCUGACAGAAGAAGGGAACACAACUGAGGCAAAUGGAUUCGGAGAUCGUAGAUCAGAGAACAAUGAAGUAGAAUGCUGCACUAGAAUCAGUACGAGUAAUAGCAGUAGUAAUAUUGGCCGUAAUGACAGAAGUAGCUCAGUGACAGGAGCAUCGGCACAGAGGAUUGAGGUUUGCAUGGGUAAGAAGUGUACAAAAUCAGGAGCUGCUGCAUUGUUGGAAGAAUUUGAAAGGGCAAUAGGUGUCGAAGGUGCUGUUGUUGGGUGUAAAUGCUUGGGCAAGUGCAAAGAUGGUCCUAAUGUAAGGGUUUUGAACUGUGCUGAUGACAGCCAAGUUGAGGGAUCAGAUGUUUCUGUUAGGACUCCAACGAAUCCCUUGGUUCUUGGGGUUGGAUUGGAUGAUGUGGGUGUUCUUGUUUCUAAUUUCUUUGGGGAUGACCAGAAAGACUUGGAUCUGGCAGAAGCAGUUUAGUAUAGCUUUUUAUGAGUGAUAUAUACUCCAAUAUGUAUUUGGUCAGAUUGUUUGUGAUAACAAAUUUGCAUUGUUUCUGACAUACUUAAAGAUCCACUUUUCACUA
This is a messenger RNA of Alnus glutinosa, 1341 nucleotides long. RefSeq names its product diacylglycerol O-acyltransferase 3. Lineage: Eukaryota; Viridiplantae; Streptophyta; Magnoliopsida; Fagales; Betulaceae. Bases 114 to 1235 code for a protein of 373 amino acids. The transcript is spliced from 2 exons. The record is from RefSeq and is a predicted model, not a curated record.